Molecule: messenger RNA, 2615 nt
Organism: Schistosoma rodhaini
Lineage: Eukaryota; Metazoa; Platyhelminthes; Trematoda; Strigeidida; Schistosomatidae
Source: the annotation of a GenBank genome assembly
GAGUGUUUGUCCUUUUAUUUCAGCGUGUAAUCGAUAAAGUUAGAGAAAAACGCUGUAGUUUUCUGUUUUUUAUCAGAUGUUUGGAAUUAUCUCUCAAUGCGAAGCCAUAACUGAAAGGAUUUCGUUUUACACUGCAAUAAGUCAUAAUAAUAUGGAAUUUUUUUAGUAAUAUUCUAUUUCCAGGUAUUUGACUAAUUUCUCACAUAGUUGCGUAAUGGAUUAACAAAAUAAAAGACAUUUUGUGAGAUAAUUUAUAUAUGAAAGCCAUUAAUAUUACCCAAUCACCUAAAUAAUAAGUCUAUAAAGUUGGCUUUAAAGUGUCCUAUUAUAUUAAUGUAUGAUUUCAUCCUGAUGAAUAUCUUUUAUCAGCCAAGUUUAAAUAUCAACUGAAGUGUACCAACUUCUAUAUCCGUUAUGUUUAUUGUUGAAUAAAUAUAGGGAAAUUUUAAGAGGCCACUUACUGGAACCUAUUGAUCACUUACAUCUGUCGUAUAGAUCUCUUAGAAAUUCUGACUAACCUGACUUUGAAUAUCUAAAUUGUUCAAUGAACUACCCUUUUACAAUAGUACUUAUUAAAAGAUAAUUUGAUACUCUACACUUGAUUUUAUAUUACCCAAAGAUUUAAAAGCCAAGUUCACCUUUUCUUCCCAAACUUCCCUAAUUUUUCAAGUUGAAGAUAUCACCUCAUCAUUCAAAUGAUCCAAUAUUUGAAAGAAGCAUGCGAUAGAAUUUUAUAUGCAUUUAUUUUAUAACUAUUUGUAUCAUAUUAUGAACAGUUCCCUAACCAACCACAACGUGAAUAAUAUCUUCAUAUUUUCUAAUGAUAGAUUUAUAACAGUUUUUUUUUCGCGAAUUAUAUCUCGCUUAUAGGUUUAAUAAAAUUUGUGAGUACCUUAUUUUGAUGUUGAAUAGAUUGAUUAGCUCUGGUUUUUGAUGUACAAAAUUACGUUGAAAACGCCGCUUUCGUGUAUUCAGUUAUUAUACACAUAAUUUCUUCAUUGAAGUUUAUUAUUAUAUUUCAUUUUAUAAUAGUCUGUCUUUUGUCUGAACGGUAUACUACGCACUAUAAAGUGCAAACAUUUCGAUAUAAAAAAUGAACUACUCAUAGUAAUAUCAGUAGUUAUAUAUAUGAUCUACAUAUUCUUCAGCAUACCAUGAAUAAUGUCAAUGCAGCCAAAUAGCUGAAAACUGUUGAUGAUAAUUGUUCAAAACCAGACAACGAAAUUGUAGUUUUGUAAUUCUAAAGCAAAAUCAUGACUAAAUGAAAGGAAAAACUGAUUAUAAAAUCUUCACGUUAAUGCAGCGAAUGUAGAUUUGUGUUCUUUUAAUUUAGUUAGAUCAGUAUCUUGUUUUUUGAUUGGCAGUUCUGUUCUUCACCAGCUGUCGAAAUAAUGUUGAAAAAGUAACGUUUUUGAAUUUAUCGGUUAAGUCAGGGUUGAAUUUUCUGUAUAAACAUAUGUAUAUUGUUAUUUCCUUGUACAAUCCAAAGUUUCGUCUAAAUAAGUUUUUUUCAAUCCACUUUUGUUGAACUAUUUAUAAUAACGAAAGAUAUUGUAAAUUAUAUCUCAAAACGUAAGCUUUUUGAUAAAGAUAUUUCUGAGCGAUCAAAAUUUCACAUAUAUUCAGUACUUAAUCCAUGUUAUCACUGCAUUAUAAAGUGAAUUGUCAACAAAGUAACUAGUUUAUCUGGCUACCCUACGACAUAAUGAGGUAUAUUAAUGUUGAUUCGGAGCUUACCUACACUUCUGUUAAACUAAAAUAUCAAAACUGUUUUUACUAACUCACCAUGAUUAUAAUUGUAUUUCACUGAAUAUUUCAACUAUAUACGUUUGAACGUAACCUCUUAAGUAAUGUAGACGUAGUAUGUUUUUUCACAAUUUCGUUAAAAAUGUUGUCAAGUGUGAUAACAAAGACUACCUAUUAGUCAUGUUUAAAUCAGUUAUCCUUGGAUUUUCAAACCGAGGUAUUUUUACUGAUCUAUAAUGAUUUUAAUAUCAGGUAAGUUUUAACUAUAGAAAUUUCUAUCUACAUAUUACAUGCUUUUACAAUAUAUUCUACUGCCAUAUAAAUCUUCAUUAAAAAAGUAUCUCUUCUUACUUUAGAUGAUUUUUUUGUCAUCUUUAAUCAUAAAACCAAUAAAUCAUAUGAUUAUGUUACAAUCUAAUCGGUUUAUUUCAAUUGGUGAUCGAAUAUCUCUUAUUAGAAAAAUUACAACUAAAGAUGUAAAGGAUUUUGCAAAACUUACUGGUGAUAUUAAUCCAAUUCAUUUAGAUUCGAAUUAUGCUAAACAAACACGUUAUCAAAAAUGUAUUGUACAUGGAAUCUUUGUUCAAGGUCUGAUUUCUUGUUUGCUUGGUGUACAUUUCCCUGGGACCGGAUGUGUUGUACAUGUAAUAAACUGUAAAUUCCCAGAACCACUAUUUGUCGAUGAAACAUGUCGAAUAGAAGCUGUAGUAUCUAAAUUACGCGGAAGAUUAGCUACUUUCGAUGUAAAUGCUUAUGCAUGGGAAAGAAAUGCGAAUGUUCUUAUUGGUUGUUUCGAUGUAUUUCUAACACGUGAACAACUUUCUUUAAAGCCACCAGUUGAUAAUGAAAUUGUCUAUCAUAGUGAUUAA